Molecule: messenger RNA, 7323 nt
Organism: Alternaria atra
Lineage: Eukaryota; Fungi; Ascomycota; Dothideomycetes; Pleosporales; Pleosporaceae
Exons: 7
Coding region: 1-7323 (2440 amino acids)
Biological process (GO): siRNA processing
Cellular component (GO): nuclear RNA-directed RNA polymerase complex
Molecular function (GO): RNA-directed RNA polymerase activity
Source: RefSeq, a predicted model, not a curated record
AUGGCGGAUAUCAGCGCAGAGUUGACAUCCGAACUGACAAGGAUUAUCGAGUGUCUGUACCCCCCUUCGCUAUCCAACCUAUCUGAUCUUCUGGCUCGCGCAGACGUACCGACUAUCCGAUCAUGCGUCCAAGACCGGUCACCUUGUGCGGUGAACAGGCUGGCCAGAAUCGUCUUCGAUGCACUGCCUCUGAGUGCUUACACGUUGCAUGUGCUGCAUCUUUUGUGUCAUGCGCCAGAAUUUCGAGAUGAGCUACUGGUCCUGAAACCAACACUACUUCAUUCUCUGCUGAAGAAGGCAAACUCAUCCAAGUCCGACUUCGAGCAGCACGCCGAGCUAUGUGUGCUCCUGCUCUCUCGUCCACUGCCUGAGGCGAUACCUUUGCCUGCUGUAGCACAGACCUUCUUCCUUAAUGUUUUCGAAAACGCUACACAGCAACCCAACUACGAUACACUGAGAUCAGUGUAUCGCAUGCUCAAUGGAGCAUGUCGUCGACUCUACAGUCUUCUUCCGAGGGACUUGAAGCAGCGGUUUGACACAGAGUUGUGCAAUAUACUCAGAUCGAAGAGAGUUAUACAGUCCUCUAUGCUUUUCCUAUGGGCAGAAGGUAUAGUGCUCAUCACAGAGCAUCCUGAAGGAGUUGAGGGUCUGCAAGGUCUGCCUACUGAUGAGGAGCCGACAUCUACGGAAAGGCUGAGACAACAUUGGGCAACACCUUCAGGCCAAAAGUUGUUUGGUUCAACGAAAGACUCAUACAAGACCAUUGAGCUGACCUGUUUGAACGUGGUGUGGGUUCUUCGAGGAGGGAUGAAGGAUGAAGAGGCAGUCGAAGGCAUUCGCAUUGCAUCUAGAGCUUUACAGUUCAUUGGCCAAGACGUAAAGAAUAACUGGCCCCGGUCUAGCAAUUCGGCAGUCACCCUGUACAGCAAGUGUUUUUCCAAAGUACAAAACUCCGGCGCGAGUGUACCUGUUCAGCUGGAGGCUCUGUCGUUCCUUGGCGUACUCUCGAAUCCCCAGAGCUUACCGCAAGACAUCGUCGCACGCUACGAGACGUGUAUAUUGGAGGCUCCUCGUGUAGCAGAGCCCGAAAGCUUUGUCGAGCUUCUUGCAGUCUCGCUGCCGGUCUAUGCAGUGCAGAUCAAAGAGGGCACCAUAGUAGCACUCGUAUCAGGCAUUUUAGAAGCGUGUGCUUCGCAGCCAGGCUCCCAUGAGGCAUCUAAUCUUAUUGAUACUAUCGAUGAGCUGGCCACUGCUACGAUGACAUCUGGCAUCUUACGAACUACUGUGCUGCGUGCACUGUCAUCGAAGACCUUGCAAGAGAAACUUGCGAACCUAGCUCAUCCUGUUGUAACAAAAGAAGGCACCGGCUGCUGUACACAUUCAGCAUCAGUCCGUAGGCGAUUAGUCGCUGCCACGAUUGCUUCGUUACUCACCAUCACUCUCACGGCGCAACCGGGAGAGUCAACGAUACCGCAUACCCUCAUCACUGCUCUUAUCAAGAAACAGCGAAACCUUCCUUCAGUAUCGAAUGCUUGCUUGCACUCGGCAGAGAGUUUGAACCAACCUUCAAUUUCUCUCUUCCAAGAAGCAAGCACGCAAUACACGGGCGAGCACCUAGAGGAUUGGAGGAAGCGACUCGAUUCGGAGCUAGAAAGCCAAAGCAAAUAUCAGCGAGAUGCCGUCAUGCGCUCCAUGGCACAGAUAUGCAGUGAUCUCGAGGCACGUUGCAACACAGUCGAAGAGCCGCUACGGCUGGAGAAGGAGAAGUCCAUCAAACUUCAAGAAAAAACUGUUCAUCUCGAAGAGCAAAUCGAGUCAUUACACCAAGAAAGACAGGACUAUAUCGAUCAUAUAGAUGGCCUGGACAAGGAACUGCAAGAUAUGAAGGAUGACCAACAGCAUUUAGAGCAACAGAAGUCCGAGUUAGCGAAGGAGAAGGAGCAAACAUAUUCCAGAUUACAAGAAGUAGAGAUCUCUCUGGAGGCGUCAGAGCGGAAUGCAACUGAGGCUUUGAAUGCCGCUCACGAAAGAUUGAGCACAGUGGAGUCAGAGCUUCGCUCAACGAUGCUCCAGUACGAAAAGGCCAUCGGCGCUCGCGAUGAGAAGAUUCACGAGCUGAGCCUCACUAUAGAGCAGCUCAGGGAAUCUCAGGUGCAGCACAAGAAAGACUAUGAAGACCUCACAACUCAGUGCGAGCAGUACCAGAAUCAUAGCCACGAAGUUGAGGGUUUGCUUGAACAGGAGCGUGCAAAUGCUUCUCGCCAAUCGGAAAACAUUGUACGGCUUGAAGCGCAAGUAACAGAGCACCAGCAUCACUUAGAAGAGAAAGAAGCAGAGCUUGAGGAUGCACUCCGACAGUUACACGUCUUGCGGACGAGUUACCAUGAGCUCGAAGAAACGUCGGCAGAAACGAUGAGAGAGCUUGUAGCAAAGCAUGCCAAUGAUCUGGGAGCUGCCACAUCGAAAGCUGAAAUCGAACGCAAAGAGCUAGAAGCUCAGCUACACAAUGCUCAAGGCAGCGUUGAACAGGAAAGAUAUGAUCACGAGAAGACACGUAGCGAUGUUCAGCAUCUUCAAGCCUUGAUACCACCAUUAGAGAUAAGGAUUCAAGAGCUUGAUGAGUUCUGCAAAGAGCAGGAAGAGGAACUUGAAGAAUUUAGAACCGCUCGGAAGAUGAUGGCCAUGCAUUUGUUGCCCGCUCGACCCGCUUCUCGAACUUACAAGGAGAUUGUUCAGCCCCAAAACACACGAGAGCCGCGAACUCACAGACGACGCAAGUCGGCUAUCAACACUCAAGAGGACAUGCCGAAGGCUAGGUCAAAUGCUCAGGGACUAUCUGAUAAAGCCAUGGAAAAUGUUGAAAAUGCAUCUUUCCCGUCAUCGGCCGACUCGAACUCCUCCCAAGGCGGUGGGCCGACACCAAAGCGUGCCAAGCCGAGGCCAGCGUUCAAAGUGCCAACGAUGCAAACGCCCUACACUCAGAAGCCCGAUAUGAUCUCCAAGCCAGUCUCGCACCCACACAAAUCAUCAUCAAGUAAGCGGGCCCUGAGGCCAGUGUCGCCGAACCGCCGCCACACAGCCGCUGGGUUCACGUUGCCAGAUGGCGAGGGAGAAGACCCUGCUAGUGAGUUUGGGUCAGUCAGGAAGCCCAGAGGUAGCCUUCAGCCUCUUGAACAGACAGAUUUCGACAUCGACGACGAGUUUACAACAGGCACACCACUUACUCCAGGCUUUAUGUCAGGGACUGGGCGCAUGCCGGUGGAAGACGAUGAGACUAUGACCGAACUUUCUAAUGGCCAGUACAACCAGAACAGGCCAACUCUCAAGCCCGCUUUAGCCUCUCAAUCUACCCAGGCACUUCAUACUCGCAUGAAAACUCCUGAACAGUUAAUCAAUUCUCCAGCCCGCGUGGACUCACCCGUUACGCCAGCUAAACAGCUCUCCUCCUUUAACUUGAACGGCCACAGCAUCAACGAGACCUACGUCGCGAGAUCACCAAUUACCAGCCCACCAAGACAUUUUACUCAAGCAUCACCUCAAUAUGGAGGCAAUCGCCCACGCUACAACUCAGUUGAUCAGCGCAAUUCACACCGACCAACCUUGAGUGGUAGAGCCCAGAACUGGGCCCAUCUUCAGGAAGAAAAGAUCAGGCUGUCAGGCAUACCCAAGCAAUAUUGGAUAAAAGACGUGUACCACGCAAUGUCGUCGUUCGGCACAGUCUUCAGGGUCGACAUGGUCCCUGGCAUGCGAGACAAUACCGCUUAUGUCGUCUUCCGGCCUCCUCCCCUCAAAGACAUACCGCAUCGAAACAUACAUGUCGGUGUCGCUCUCCUAGGAUCUGAGAUACUCUCUCCAGAAGUCAAGACCGUUCCGAGCCCUGCCAACCCUGCAAAGACCUACUACGAGUUCAAUGUUAUGCCAGUGCAAGGGAUCGAUUUCGGUAUCACGGUGGCAGACAAGAGCAUGAUCGUUAUGCGUACCCUGCGUUCGCCAGAUGGUGUCCGCAUGAUGUUGAACCUCGUUCGUAAAGAGCUCGACAUCCAGUUUUCCAUCAACAUGGAUAACGAGAUGCGUAAAUUUCGCUUUCUUUUACCAAUUGCUCUGCUCUCGCGUAUCUAUAAGGUCACCGACAGUGCCACUGACCAGCCAACUCUGAUAAUUCCAUUCGAAUCUCCACCGCAAUUCUACAUGCAGAGGAAAGAAGGUGAAUAUCUUGAGGAUGGAACGCAGCAUACCAGCUUUUCCAGAGAAAGGUUCUGGAAUGACUGGAAUACUUGGUUCCGAGCGACUGAUAUAAUCAACAACACGAUCAGGAAGAAACUCCAGGCUUCACCGUUGAUGAAUCACAAGAACACCGCUGUCAUUGAUAUUGGCCGAUGGACCAGUUUUCGCUUGACCUUUGAUGCAACGGUGAUGACUGGGCCCAAGUUCAAGGACUUCAGUGAUGCACUCGCCGACCACGGAGUGCUGAUUGAGGAUCUUGGCGAGUACACAGUCAAAGAACAUGCUGCGUCGCCUCUAUGGUCAUUGCUACAGGAAGAGAUAUCCGGCACCCACCCGCAUCUCGAACCGAUGCCCACUUCGAAGGGAUCAGUUUUCGACGACCUCUUCGCUGGUCAAGUUCACCUAAGCUUUCCAGUCCGGUACCAGCUCGAGGCUUGCCUGUCGAACGGCUAUUUGAAAGAACUUAGCAUCACGAGCGACUUUUUAGAGAAGCUUGUGGCAAUGGAUCCUCACCGUGCCGUCUAUAUACUUGAGAAAGUUGUUGAAAAACAGCAUAUCUACUAUGACCCGGUGGAAAUAUUCAGCAUCCGGGUUAAGGGCCUUGUAAAGAAGGUUCCUAGUUACUGCGUCCUCCAGCGAUCGGUCACAAUCACUCCGACCAUGAUGCACAUCGCAUCGCCUAUUAUGGAAACCUCAAAUCGCAUCAUCCGCAAGCAUGCUGCGGACAGCGAUCGGUUCAUCCGAGUAAAAUUCUCUGAUGAGAAGACAGAAGGUCAGCUGCGCAACAUGCCUAACGGAAGGGCCGAGGCUACGUUUGACAGGGUACGUCGUGCCAUGAACCACGGCAUCGUCGUCGCGGGAAGGUACUAUGAGUUCCUAGCAUUUGGCAACUCACAAUUUCGCGAACAUGGCGCAUACUUUUACGCUCCUACUUCAUCUAAAUCCGCCGAUGACAUUCGCGUCUCACUAGGGGACUUCAGUCAUAUCAAGACUGUGGCCAAAUUCGGUGCUCGUCUCGGUCAAUGCUUCUCAACCACUCGCGCGAUGCGGGAUAACGUCAGGGUUAUAGCUAUCCCUGAUAUCAUACGCAGCGAUUAUACUUUCACGGACGGCGUCGGCAAGAUAUCGCUUUUCUUAGCCCAGAUGGCCGCCCAAGAGCUUGGAUUGGCCCAUGCAUUUGAUGAUCCACCAUCUCUAUUCCAGUUUCGUCUUGGUGGUUGCAAAGGAGUACUUGCGCUCGAUCCCAAGAUUACUGGCCCCGAGGUUCACAUCAGACCAAGCCAACUGAAGUUUGUGGCACCCCACAACGGUCUCGAGAUCAUCCGGUCGUCGUCCCUUGCCACCCCAUUCUUCAACCGUCAGAUCAUUGUUGUCUUGUCAUACCUUGGUGUUCCCGAUUCCAUUGUUAUCAGGAAGCAGCAAGAGAUGAUCAAUGACUACGAAAACGCCAUGACAGAUGAGGGGGUUGCCUUGCAGAAGCUCCGAAAGCACAUCGACAUGAACCAGACUACUCUAACGAUGGCAGGCAUGGUUCUAGGUGGAUUUAUGAAAGCUAAAGAUCCCUUUCUCAUGUCCCUUCUCAAGGUCUGGAGGGCUUGUACUAUCAAAAACCUUAAAGAGAAGGCUCGUAUCGCCAUCGAAGAUGGUGCUUUCGUACUCGGUUGUGUUGAUGAGACAGCGACGCUCCAAGGCCACUUAAACGAUCCGCAGUCUCGACCUAACGCUACGAAGCAUGAGAAACUAGCGACACUACCGGAGAUCUUCUUGCAAGUCGAUGACACAAGCAAGAAGGGUCACUACAAGAUUAUUGAGGGCGUGUGUAUCUUGGCACGAAAUCCAUCACUACAUCCAGGAGAUCUCCGGGUGGUUCGCGCCGUGGACGUACCAGGACUCCAUCACCUCAAGAAUGUUGUUGUGUUGCCUCAGACCGGGGAUCGGGAUCUCGCCAAUAUGUGCUCAGGUGGUGACCUUGACGGAGACGAUUACAUGGUACUAUGGGACGCUGAUCUGAUACCCGGCAUGGUCAACGUACCACCUAUGAAUUUCGCAGCUGAGAAGCCCAUCGAAACUGAAGACCCAAUCACGGCUUCGCAUAUUGCUGACUUCUUCGUUACCUACAUGAAGAACGACUCUCUUGGUCAGAUAGCACACGCACAUCUAGCACAAGCCGACCUCCAAGCCGACGGUGUGAACGAUGAGAAGUGCCUUUCCUUAGCUGAACUCCAUUCCAAGGCGGUCGAUUUUCCAAAGAGCGGUUUGCCAGCUGAGAUGACCCGUGAGCUGAGGCCAAUGAAGUGGCCGCAUUUCAUGGGCAAGAAGCAUUUUCCUGAACACCGGAUCUAUCACUCAGAGAAGGUACUGGGAAUGCUUUACGAUCAAGUACAGUUGGUGGACUUCAAGCCGCAGUGGGAGAAUCCGUUCGACAAGCGCAUCUUAGGAGCCUUCGAAUUCGAACUCGAAGAUGAUUUGUUGACCAAAGCUAAGGAAGUCAAGGUCUCAUACGACGAAUCAUUGCGACGUUUGAUGGCCAAGCAUGGCAUUCGAACCGAAUUUGAAGCCUGGUCGGUCUUCGUCAUUUUACACAAUCAUGAAAGCCGUGACUACAAAUUCGCAGAAGAAUUUGGUAGGACUAUUGGGGCAUUAAAGUCGCAAUACCGAGAAGAGUGUCGAUUUGCUGCAGGACUAGCUGUUGAAGGCGUAGCAGACGGGAGCCGCCUAGGGAAAUUUGUUGCCGCGAUGUAUACGGUUACCGCUAAAGAGAUGGAAGUGGCACUAUCCGAGUGUCAUACGAAGACGAAGACUGUCGGUGGUCAACAAGUUCCAGUGCGACCCAUGGAGCCCGAACACAUGCCAUUGAUCUCCUUCCCCUGGCUCUUCCCUAGUGAAUUGGGCAAGAUUGCAACUGGAGCCACCGUCACACGGCAGCUAGACUCUUUAUGUAUCCAACAAGGCAUUCCGAAUCGACAAAAGAAGCAUGCUGAAUCAGCCAUGGCUGCAGAAAUCGAGGUAGGAGCCGUCGAAACCGAAGCAGGCGUUACGCAUUACGGAGAGCUGUUGGAUUUGGACUUCAGUUUAAUAGCAGAAACUGAGACGGACUGA